UCAGGACAGUUUCGCUUAACAUUUUUGUAAUCACCGUGUGAGAUUUUUUAAAUCAUACUUAACUGUUCUGCCUUUUCAGUACAUUUAGGGAGAACUUUCUACUCACGUUUUUGUGUAAACCUACUGAAAAUGGCUGAUAGCAAACUGGCUGUGACCCAAUGGAGCCCUUCGUUUGUAGAAGACCUUCUCCCUGCGGCUGAAAAGACGGCCCUUCUGUACCAUCUCUCUUACCUGUGCCUGGCCAACUUCCCCAACCUGGAGAGGAUCAUCAGGAGUCGGGCUGUGGAAACCCAGCUCCUCUUUGGGUCCUCUGAUGCAGCCAUAUUGAAAUGUAUUUUGACCAGUGAAAACCUGGUUCAGUCGCUGUUUCCCAUGUUGACAACAGCUGUAGAAAAAAAUAAGCCAGUUUUGGCUGUCAAAUACCUGGCAAAGGCACGAGACUGGAUCAAAGACCUAAUCAAGGAUGUGGACAGGAUUGUGGAAAAGUAUGAGUUACACACCAAAGAUAUAGCAUCGUCCGCUAGUGAUGUUGUCAAGGAAAAAUCAGAUACAGACAAAAAGAUUGCAGAGCAAGACCAGGAGCUGAAUGCGAUUGAAAACACUCUGAAUGUGCUGAAAUCUGAUCUCCAAAACACUAACGCGGAACUUGCUCAAACUGAGAAGAAAAUUACCGACAAAACUCAAGAGAUUCAAGCCUUUGCCAAAUCCAUAAGCCAAACCAGCAAAGGCCUCGGCAUCUUCGCUGCAAUCGUGCCAUUUGUUGGGCUAAUCAUCAAAAGCAUUUAUGAUGCUGUAAAGAGUCCCGAACAAGCUGCGCAAAUGAAGGCACUUGAGGCAGAGUUGAAUAAUCUGAUUGCUGAUAAAACCGCUCUGAAACAAAAGCAGUGGCAGCUCCAGCUCCAGACGAUUGACUGGCAGAUGAAGGCUGCCAAAGCCAGUUUUGACCGGAGUUCCAUACCUGACCCCAUCCAUCUAAGCGAGGUGCAGGGCAGCUUGACCAAAAUUCAGGAAAUUCUGAUUCAGCUCAAAAACUUCUGGGAGAGCGUCGCUCAAAUGCUGGACUACCUAGAACAAAGGACCUUUGUUGGAGAAGAUCUUAUUGAAGACCUUAAAGAGCUAAAAGAUGAAUUUCUUAAAUCAAUCACCGCAGCCAUAGAGGCUUGGAGCAGUUUUGGUGCAGGCUGUCAGAAAGCUUCUGUCAUCUUUAAGCUCCAAGCCAAAGAUGCCUACAAGUUCCUGGAGGUCAGUCCUUCCUCUCUCUCCAAGGAGGAAUGGCAAAAGGAGUAUGAAGAUGUCAAGGCACAACUAGGGAAAAUAGACCCCUCACCAAGCCUGCAGUCCUCAGAUGGACAUGCUAUUUGUCAGUGAUCCUCAGAGCACCAACAUGCACAAGUGCAUUAUUUCACUUCUUUUCGGUAACCUGGAGUGAACACAUUUAUUACUGCUGAAAAGUCGUGUAUGCCCCUCUGCUUGAUGCUUCAACACUGCAUAAAUCAUGUCCUCUGUGUGUGCUCUGUAUGCACUUUUACAACAAGAAUGCUGUUAAAUGCAUGAAAAAAUGAAUGAAAAAACAUCACAUUUAGUGAAUAAAGUUUGCUAACAUUCCU
Messenger RNA from Danio rerio (zebrafish), 1607 nucleotides. The record is from RefSeq and is a predicted model, not a curated record. Lineage: Eukaryota; Metazoa; Chordata; Actinopteri; Cypriniformes; Danionidae.